Molecule: messenger RNA, 1288 nt
Organism: Eutrema salsugineum
Lineage: Eukaryota; Viridiplantae; Streptophyta; Magnoliopsida; Brassicales; Brassicaceae
Product: nudix hydrolase 7
Exons: 8
Coding region: 248-1087 (279 amino acids)
Molecular function (GO): NAD binding; ADP-ribose diphosphatase activity; NADH pyrophosphatase activity
Source: RefSeq, a predicted model, not a curated record
CUAAUUUAUUUUUUUUAUAAGAUUAAUUAAAGUAAAGUUCUGGCCAGUGUUCCUGGAAAAUGUCGAACCAAGUCAAUGUCUACCAUUCACCUUCCCUUAUAAAGUCUUGUUGAGUUCGAUCUUUUCCCAGAGAGGCAGAGACCAUUCAAUUCAAUUCAAUUCAGUUCAGCUCGAUUUUGAUAAAAAAUAUCGUCAAGCUAGAUACUUUGGAGCAAAUUCGGCUUAAUCCAAAGAGAGUUGAAUUGUGAUGGAGAAUCAGAUCCUUUUACUUGAAGGUGAGACUGACAAUUUCAAUGGCGUUACCGUUACCAUAGAGGAACCCAUGGAUGCUGAGGUUUUCACCGAAAGGCUUAAGGCUUCGCUUUCGCAUUGGAGAGAAGAGGGAAAGAAGGGAAUUUGGAUAAAGCUGCCUCUUAAAUUUGCUAAUCUUGUAGAGCCUGCAGUUAGUGAAGGGUUUAGAUAUCACCACGCUGAGCCUGAUUACUUGAUGGUUGUAUCUUGGAUCUCUCAAACUGAUGAUACCAUCCCAGCCAAUGCUUCUCAUGUUGUUGGUGUCGGUGCUUUGGUCAUCAACAAGAAUACUAAAGAGGUUCUCGUUGUCCAGGAAAAGAGUGGUUAUUUCAAAGAUAAAAAUGUGUGGAAGCUGCCUACCGGUGUUGUCAACGAGGGUGAGGAUAUCUGCACUGGAGUAGCUAGGGAAGUGCAAGAAGAAACUGGUAUUGUUGCAGAUUUUGUUGAAGUGUUGUCUUUCAGGCAAAGCCACAAAUCAUUCUUGAAAAAGAAAUCGGAUCUGUUUUUCCUUUGUGUCUUAAGUCCACGCUCCUACGAAAUCACUGAACAAAAAUCUGAGAUUUUGCAAGCUAAGUGGAUGCCGAUCCAAGAAUAUGUAGACCAACCAUGGAACCAGAAGAACGAGAUGUUCAAGUUCAUGGCUAACAUUUGCCAAAAGAAGUGCGAGGAAGAAUACUUGGGAUUCUCCACCGUGGAAACUAUCACAGGAUCUGGCAAGAAGAGCUUUAUGUACUGCAAUGCUGAUCACGCCAAUCGCCUUCAAGAAUUGCGUAACCAAGCCUCCUCUUCUCUCUGAUAACAUUCUCAUCCGAUCCGAUUCUGUUUGAUAUCGGCAUUUGUGUUUGUCCAGUGUGUUUCUUUCUUCUACUUACAAGCUUUCUUAGACAAUGCAGCCUUUGGCAUUGUCUUGUAAUCUAUUUACAGUGGUGCUUUUUCAUUCUCACAAAAACAUCUACCCUUAACCGGUUUUAAAUUCUCAGCUCUAUGUUUCAUGUUA